This is a messenger RNA of Penicillium samsonianum, 528 nucleotides long. RefSeq lists its product as uncharacterized. Gene Ontology annotation, cellular component: cytoplasm; nucleus. The transcript has 4 exons. The coding region runs from base 1 to 528 and encodes 175 amino acids. The record is from RefSeq and is a predicted model, not a curated record. NCBI's taxonomy places the organism in Eukaryota, Fungi, Ascomycota, Eurotiomycetes, Eurotiales, Aspergillaceae.
AUGGGUCUGGGAUAUGGUGAUCCUAGUGAUGGUGAGAUCGAAAAAAUAUACCUAUCAAUUGAACAUGUACUCGACACUCUCGAUCGUGAUGGCCCAUUUGUGGGCAUUGUCGGGUUUUCGUCCGGCGCUGCCAUGGCAGCGAUCAUCACAUCUUUACUGGAGAAAAAGCCCAAUAUCUGCGACAUUACUUGGAAGCCACGCUGCGGCCUGAAGAGGAUGAGAGAAAUUGACCAGUCGUCCCCUUUAGGCGCGUCAUCCCAGCCUCAGCUUUUCUGUCUGUCUCAGCGGGUUCACAUUAGGACCACUGUCUACACUCCGCUGAUCUCUACACCGAUGUUAAUCGCUGUUGGAUCCCAUGAUCCAGUGGUUUUACCCACUCAGACCCGGAAUCUUGCAAGUCAAUGCCAGAAUGAAUCCACUAUGUCCCGCAAAGUAAAGAAUUUCCGCGGGUUUGCAUAUCCUCGCCCGGUUUUUGGACGAUGUGCUGGAACCUCCACGAAUGGAGCCACCAGCAUCAUUGGCAGAUGA